AAUUCUCUCUCUCUCUCUCUGGGUUUGCAGAAAUGUUGAGAAGGUUGCUGGUGCAAGUUUCUGCUCAACGCCGUCAAUGUCUCUCAACGCCUCUUUCUGCGGCCGCUUUGCGACAAUGGUCUUCUUCUUCGACACCAUCCCAACUUGGAAGCAGCUCUUUGGUCGAACACUCGGGGGAUUCUAACCAAUCCACCGAACCCACUCCUCAACCGUCUACAACCAUCUCCAUCGAUCGUUCCGGCCUGUACAAUCCUCCUGAGCAUUCUCAUGAGCCCUCUACGGAUUCUGAGCUGGUUAAGCAUCUCAAAGGCAUCAUCAAGUUCCGUGGUGGGCCAAUUUCAGUCGCGGAGUACAUGGAGGAAGUUUUAACAAAUCCGAAAGCUGGCUUCUACAUUAAUCGUGAUGUGUUUGGAGCAGAAGGCGAUUUCAUAACUUCUCCUGAAGUAAGCCAGAUGUUUGGUGAGAUGAUUGGUGUUUGGGCUAUGUGUUUAUGGGAGCAAAUGGGACAACCAAAGAGAGUGAACCUGAUUGAAUUGGGUCCAGGAAGAGGAACUCUCAUGGCUGAUCUUCUACGUGGUGCUUCAAAAUUUAAGAACUUUAGAGAUUCAAUGCACAUUCACAUGGUUGAAUGCAGUCCAACAUUACAGAAAGUUCAGUAUAGUAACCUGCAGUGUGUGGAUGAGGAUAUCUCCAACAUGAAUAUAGAGAAAAGAACCAUAAGCACAUUGGUUGGAACCCCUAUAUCCUGGCAUGCUACACUGGAGGAGGUUCCAACGGGAGUGCCAACAAUCAUCAUUGCCCACGAAUUCUACGAUGCUCUACCAGUUCACCAAUUUCAGAAAACUUCUCGCGGCUGGUGUGAGAAAAUGAUUGAUGUUGCAGAAGAUUCAUCAUUUCAAUUCGUUCUCUCUCCACAACCUACUCCUGCAAAUCUGUAUCUCAUGAACCGCUUCAAGUGGGCUGCAGCUGAGGAAAUGUCUAAUCUUGAUCAGACUGAGGUUUGUCCCAGCGCAAUGGAGUUGACUCAAACAAUUGCAAAGAGAAUUAGUUCUGAUGGAGGUGGGGCUCUUAUAAUUGAUUAUGGCCUGAAUGGAGUAGUGUCAGACAGUCUUCAGGCAAUUCGAAAACACAAGUUCGUCAACAUAUUGGACAAUCCCGGAACUGCUGAUCUUAGCGCAUAUGUUGAUUUUGCUUCUAUAAGGCACUCUGCUGAGGAAACUUCAGAAGACGUGUCAGUCCAUGGGCCUAUCACUCAAUCUCAGUUUCUAGGUUCUCUUGGCAUAAAUUUUCGAGUCGAGGCACUGCUUGAAAACUGCACAGAUGAACAAGCAGAGUCUUUGAGAACAGGGUAUUGGCGUUUGGUAGGUGAAGGUGAAGCCCCAUUCUGGGAGGGUCCUGAUGAUCAGGUACCCAUUGGAAUGGGUACUCGGUAUCUGGCUAUGGCUAUUGUAAACAAGAAGCAAGGCAUUCCAGUUCCGUUUUAGUGAAGUUUGAGCUAAAUUGUGGCAUCUGCUGAGAUUCCUUAUGGCAGGGUGCAUUUACACCACUGGUUUAUUCUAUAACUAAUCUUAGAGAUACCCCACUAUUGUACUUGCAGCAUCAAAUCUUGUUGCCAUCCGUUCACUUCUCAAUCAGGUUCUUUUUCUUUUUUGGCAGUUUUGAUAGAAGUUUCCUGUGUUUUACCAUUCUCACAGGUUGAUGCACUUUCUAUCGUGUACUGUCUAGAUUAUAUUUGAGGGGUACAACACUACAAAUAAGGCUUGACUUCAAACAAUAACAAUCAAAUUUGAUGUAGAGUGAUAUAAACUACUUUCUUUUCA
Molecule: messenger RNA, 1820 nt
Organism: Diospyros lotus (date-plum)
Lineage: Eukaryota; Viridiplantae; Streptophyta; Magnoliopsida; Ericales; Ebenaceae
Exons: 10
Coding region: 33-1484 (483 amino acids)
Biological process (GO): mitochondrial respiratory chain complex I assembly
Cellular component (GO): mitochondrion
Molecular function (GO): protein-arginine omega-N symmetric methyltransferase activity
Source: RefSeq, a predicted model, not a curated record